AUGGUUGGAGCGGUGGAACCUAUCACUGGAAUUCCUCGCAGUCUCUUGGAUUUGUUUUCCUGUAUUGGCCUCGGUGCAACGGAGGAAGACUUCUGGCGAUGGCCGGGUGAAGUAGGCACAUUUGUGCAGUCACAUACUUGGGAAGCCUAUCGUUACUCAGGGAUCCUUGUCAUGAGGAGCUAUAGCCGGGUUGAUUCGCAGACACUGAUCGCCUCCAAUGAUGAAGAUGUUUCAAGCCAUGCGGAUGCGAUUGCGGUGAAUCGUAUUCUUUCUAGCAUUGACGCGGUCUAUGGGGCUAAGGCAUGUGGAGUUGCCAGUGACGAAGCGAUUCCUCAUAAUAUAGCAUAUCCCUUAUUUGUUGCUGGGUCACAGUCUCGCGUCAUAGUUCAGCAUGUUGCAUGGAAGGAAACGAUCAGGUCAAAAUUUCAGGAUUUGAUUCAGUCAGACAGAUAUUGGCAGACCGAGAAGAUAUUCGAUCUGCUUCAGGAUGCUUGGGAGAGCUGGGAUGCAGGACAAAUAUCCGAUCCAUUCGAAAUGGCUGCUGAGCGCGGUCUCGAGCUUGGAUUGCUAUGA
Penicillium cataractarum is the source of this 573-nucleotide messenger RNA. RefSeq lists its product as uncharacterized. Lineage: Eukaryota; Fungi; Ascomycota; Eurotiomycetes; Eurotiales; Aspergillaceae. The transcript has a single exon. The record is from RefSeq and is a predicted model, not a curated record. The coding region runs from base 1 to 573 and encodes 190 amino acids.